Messenger RNA from Dothidotthia symphoricarpi CBS 119687, 1855 nucleotides. RefSeq names its product aminopeptidase-like protein Y. The coding region runs from base 350 to 1705 and encodes 451 amino acids. The record is from RefSeq and is a predicted model, not a curated record. The transcript has 4 exons. Lineage: Eukaryota; Fungi; Ascomycota; Dothideomycetes; Pleosporales; Dothidotthiaceae. Gene Ontology annotation, biological process: proteolysis. Gene Ontology annotation, molecular function: metalloexopeptidase activity.
CUGGAACGCGUGCCUCAAAAAGAGUGGGCCAGAGAAUGUCGUGCGUGGGAGUAAUCCAAGUCGCCAGGGAAUGAGAUGGCUGGGCGAAACGCUAUAAUAUGAUGUGAUUGUCCUCUAGCCGGUCUUUUCGAACGGCUUCAAUUUCAAGUGUCGAGAUCUCAAGAUGAAGGUUCAAGCUUCUUUGGCUCUGACGCUCGCCGUGCAGGCGCUUGCAUCUCCUGGAAAUUCGCAGCUUGAAGAGAGGUCCCGGCCGUUGGUGUCGUCGAAAGCGCUGCAGAAUGAGAUCAAGACAGACAAGUACGGCGCAAUUCACGCCCAAGUGAAACAAUACUGACUCUGUCCAAGAUUAAUGGCCAACCUCGUCGAACUCGAUAAAAUUGCAAAAGCCAAUGGAGGCAACCGCGCAUUUGGCCUCCCCGGAUACGCAGCAUCCGUCGAUUUCGUCCUAUCCAAGACCCAGAAAUCAAAAUACUUCCGCACCUGGACACAGGACUUUACAGCGCUAUUCCAGGAAGUCAGGUCCAUCGACUUCAGCGUCGGAAACACAUCGUACUAUGUCAUCGGGCUUACAUACUCGCCCUCGACGACCGCAGAAGGUGUAACUGCAUCGCUUGUCCUCGGUCCUUCUGGUACGGCGGCCUGCAGCAGCGCAUCAUACAGCGGGCUUGGUGUAGAUGGAAAGAUUGUCCUGGUGGAACGAGGAACAUGUCCUACCGGGGGUACGCUUGCUGGCCGCGUGAGGCCUGCUGCGGCGGCCGGAGCAGCGGCUGUCGUUGUCUACAACAAUGUCGAGACCAAAGUGACUGGCGGUACUCUUUCGGCUCCCGAUCCACAGGGCUUUGUCCCGGCAAGCUUCAUCAACCAGGCUGAUGGCGUCGCGCUCGCUGCACGGCUCUCUGCUGGUGAGGAUAUUCAGGCUCACUUCCAGCAGACGCAGGUUCUUGAAAACAGGACCACGCAAAACGUCUUCACGGAGACGAGGGAAGGCGAUCCCAAGAACGUUAUCAUGUUGGGCGCGCAUCUCGACAGUGUCCAAGCCGGGCCUGGGAUCAACGACGACGGUUCUGGCACCACGCUCCUCCUGGAAGUCAAAGCCGGGCUUGAGAAGUACAAGGUCAAGAAUAAGGUUCGCUUUGCGUGGUGGGGCGCGGAAGAGAAUGGUCUGGUCGGAUCAAAGUACUAUACGCAGAAUCUGAGCAAAAAAGAAGCAGACAGCAUCCUAACCUAUCUCAAUUUCGACAUGGUUUCCCGCGGAACAUUCAACGUCUUCGACGGCGAUGGCAGCACGUUCAACCUCACUGGCCCACCGGGUUCCGGUACAAUCGAAAAGCUGUUCAUCGACGACUUGGUGCAGAAAGGCAUUAACGUUAGCGUAGCACAGUUUACUGGCGGUUCUGACUACCAAUCAUUUAUGAAUAUUGGAAAGCCAGUCGGAGGCAUGAACACUGGCACACGACCCGACCAGGACGCUUGCUACCACCAGGCUUGCGACACGAUUGAGAAUCCUAACCCGAAUACGCUGACCGUGAUUUCGAAGGCCGCUGCACACGUGCUUUCCAUCCUCGCUGUCAAUGGCACGAAGUUGAUUCCCCAGAGCCCCGUCAAUGCUACUAUGAUCACGCCGAGAGGUCUUACUGGACGGGAUAUACAAUGGACGAAUUUCGAGGGUGAUUUUCAUGAUGCGAGCUGUGGUCAUGAGAUUUGAGUAUCGGGCGAGGCAGUAAGGGAACGAAAAGGUUUUGGUGGCGGUGAAAUACGCGGUGAGAAGAGGAACAUAUGACUGUACGAAGUAAUGAACGCUAUCUUUAUGUAACACCGAACACGAACUGUUGGAGAUGCCUUCGCCGUACUUCUA